GUCAUAAAAAUCCGGUCAUAAUCUAUUUUUACCCGUCACUUACAUUUUUAAAAUGAUAAUAAUGACAUAUUCAAUAGUAUUUAGUUUUCAUUCAUUUUUAAUCAAUAUUCUGUCCGAACAAGCUUAACAAGAGGCAAACAGACAGCGGAGUGCACCAGUCAGCGACGGGCAGACGUGCUGUUAGCAAAGCGACGAGGGCAGGAUGAGGGACUUGCGCGCGGAAGUAAACAUACGAGGAGAACGGAGUUUAUUCAACAUGGCUAGCGCGAAACAGACUGCUGUCAAUGACUCGUGUUGAUGUGUUUUAACUCAUUUAAAACUGAAUUUACCACAGACUGGAACAUAUUCUCGGCUCUCCUGUUCGCCAUCCGUGUUGUUGUAGAGACGACUUUCGGCGCGCAAGAGUGACGUUGCUCGUGAAGAACACGUCACGCAAAUAAACAAAUCUGAUUUGUCGAUUGAUUUUGUACCUACUCGAGAGGCUGUGUCCCAGACUUUUCUCUCAGUGUUUGAAAAAUACAGGGAGAACAGUCUGGCCGUGCCAGGCAAACACUCAGUUGCCUUGACAUUUUUCCGAGUAAGGCCAACGACGUCAUGCAUCAAGAGAGGCAAUAGCUAAUUAAUAUGCUCACUCGCCACCCUGUGGUCUGGGGUGUGAAUUGCAACCUGUCAAAAUGACAGAUGGACUUCAGUUUUUUCCGUCACCGUUUAAAAAAACCGGUCAACGACGGAAAAUAUUCGGUUAACGUGACCCCUGAUAUAUAUAUAUAUAUUAUCGGUGUUAUCGUAUCGGUUAUCGGCCUUGAGGAGCAGGAAGUUAUCGAUAUCGGUAUCGGCUUCAAAAAAUGGAUAUCGUGCACCCCUAAAAUAAAUAAAUAAAUAAACGGUGAUCAAGGUACAACAAAAGAACAAUUGGCUAACUUGAAUAGAAGUCCUCUAGCUUAAAUGUCAUAAAACGCUGACUUUUUUUUUUUUUCACAAAGCUCUUAACGAAUAGCACAAACACCUAUCCCCACAAAAAAAAAAAAAAAUCUAAAUAUACUUCUAAGCUGAAAUACAAAUACAUGAAAAAAACACAUUAGUUUGAACAAAAACCUAAAACCUUAUGUUGGCCUUAACAAGGAGCAGUUGGAUUCAGCUGUUAGACAAAUUAUGUCAUAUUCACUGUUGCUACUAGAGGGCAGUGUAUCCACCCAAAUCAAAACUAACAUUAGAUGGACUAUGUCAUAUUCACUGUUGCCACCAGAGGGCAGUGUAUCCACCCAAAUCAUUAAAACUAAAUGCAAACACUUUCAAAACCAUUAUGCCACAAAUUAAACAAAGCCUCGAAGCAGCAAAAUCUGAUUCAAAACUUUUUUCUCUUUGAUUUACUUGAGUUAAUUGAUUAAUCGUUGUAGCACUACUUUUGUGCAUGUUUUUUUAAACAUAAUACAACAUUUUGGGCUAUCCGGUUUUUAAGAAAUCUUACAACAGACCUAUAGAUGUACUAAUACCUUUACACAUGAAUUCAAGCAUGUUUUCUUUGAGGGUUUUAUCAUCUCUCGAACCUCCCUGCUUACUUUUCACUCAUGACUGUCAGUCUGUUGUGAAAACAGAUUUCUCAAGGUUAAAUGCCAUGUUACACCUACUACAUAACGGUCGUCUUGUACCAGGGUUACUUGAUGUGAAAAGCAAGCGUGGCUUCCAGUUGGCUUGAAAGAGGUGGAGUUCACAUUCACCAUCUGGCCACAGUGCUUGUAAUUUUACAACACCCAAAGAGGCAUAACAAGUCAUUUCCCUCUGCCAGCUGUGACAGUGUGGACGACAUUCAAAUGGAUCAGAAACUUAAAACGUCUUAAACCAAGUGAUCAACUUUCCACUGCACAGGGACUGACUGAACUGCAGCCAUGGUACAAGAAUACCAGUCUCCUGUCCGGGUCUACAAACAUCCGUUCGAGUUAAUAAUGGCAGCUUACAACAAAAGAUUUCCAAAGUGUCACUUGAUUCCAGUGUUUGUAGACAGUGAGGUCAUCAGUGAAAACCAAAGCCAGGAUGGCUCCACAGUGGUGAUUGAAAGACGCUGCAAGAUUGACAUUGAUGCGCCUCGACUCCUCAAACGGGUACAUCCUGAGAAUAAUGAGUGGACAUGUUUUGAACAGACAGCUAGUCUUGAUGUUAAAUCCUUUUAUGGCUUUGAAGGCAUGGCAGAGAAAAUAGCAAUGAAGCAGUAUGCCAGUAACAUAGAAAAGGGGAAUGAAAUUAUCCAGUAUCACCUCAAAGAGCUAGAGAAAGAGGGCAUAACGUAUAUACCUCGUUGGACUCAAACAACUCCUACAGAAGCCAUCACUGGAAACUGUGUCAAAGCUGUGGUCUCGGCCCGUGUGGAGGACAACACCAAAGGGAUAUUGACGACCUCUGCUCAUGUCAGAGAAGUUGUCUACAAACGGAGAGAGUUUGGAACUGUUGCUUCUCUCCCAAGGAGUGGCCGUCCACCAAAGAUGACCAUUUGCAUUCACGGUGCACCAAAGAGUUCUGCGCAGAAUACUCAGAGAGGACAAUCAGAUCAACAUGAUGCAAAAGACAAGUUGGAUGCUGAUUACAUCAGACGUUACCUAGGUGAUUUAACGCCUCUGCAGGAAAGCUGUCUUAUUCGACUGCGGCAUUGGCUCCAGGAAACCCACAAGGGCAAGAUUCCAAAGGAUCACCAUGUGUUGCGCUUUUUAAGAGCCACAGAUUUCAACUUUGACAAAGCUCGAGAGCUUCUGUGCCAAUCGCUGACAUGGAGGAAGAAAUACCAGGUGGAUUAUGUAUUGGACUCAUGGGAACGCCCUCAACUUCUUCAGGACUACUACACUGGAGGCUGGCACCACAAUGACAAAGAUGGUCGGCCUCUUUAUAUAUUGCGUUUGGGUCAUAUGGACACUAAAGGAUUGAUGCGCUCCUUGACAGAAGAGGUGCUGGUUCGGCAGGUUGUUGCCAUCAAUGAAGAGGGACUGAGACGCUGUGAGGAAAAUACAACAACUUUUGGUCAACCAAUCAGUUGCUGGACUUGCUUGGUUGAUCUGGAGGGUCUUAACAUGCGUCAUCUUUGGAGACCUGGACUAAAGGCACUCUUUAGAAUCAUCGAAGUGGUGGAAGCCAAUUACCCUGAGACUCUGGGCCGUCUGCUCAUGCUAAAAGCACCCAGAAUAUUCCCUGUGCUGUGGGCGUUGGUCAGCCCUUUGAUCAAUGAAAACACACGUAAGAAGUUCCUUGUUUAUGCUGCAAAUGACUACCAGGGUCCAGGUGGUUUGUUGGACUACGUUGAGCAGAAAUUCAUCCCUGACUUUUUGGGAGGGGACUGUGCGUGUGACAUUCCAGAAGGAGGUUUAGUUCCCAAGUCUUUGUACAGGACAACAGAAGAGCUGGAGAUUGAAGACAACCGAUUAUUGACAGAAUCCAUUUAUAAAAGUGCCAGUAUUUUCAAGGGAGCUCCAUAUGAGAUUUUAAUUGAGAUCAUAGAAGCUUCCUCUGUCAUCACCUGGGACUUCGAUGUGUCUAAAGGGGAUGUUCUCUUCAACAUCUACCAUUCCAAGAGAGCUCCACAGCUGCCAAAGAAAGAUGUAAUUGGAGCCAGUGGUUUAACGUCCUUUGGGGGUUCGCAGCUGUUAGACAAGAGCUGGGUGCUGGGUCAGGACUACAGCUUGGUAGAAAAAUCCCUCACCUGCAGAGAGGGGGAGAGUGCACAGGGCUCUCACAUCACUCGCUGGCCCGGAUGCUACAUCCUCCAGUGGUGCUUUCACAGCUGCCCAGCUGCCUCAGCCUCCAGCCUGUCUUACGUGGAUGAUGUGCUGGCCUCUCUGCAGGUCUCCUCCCACAAGUGUAAGAUCAUGUACUAUACCGAGGUGCUGGCUUCUAGAGACAUCAGCGGAUCCAUGACCAGCUUGGAGUCCAAUCACAGUGGUUUCUCUCAGCUCAGUGUGUCCACUACUCUUUCAAGCCAGUCACACACCAGCUCGACUGUCUCUAGGUAGCAGCAGCUUGAUGAUGAACUUGAACCCAUUGAUUUCUAGGUAGUACUGUUUAUGAAUUCCUGUAUUUUUCUUGUCGCUGAAACUUUGCUGUUGCUAUUUAAAAACAAACAAACAAAAAACAAUGGGCACGUUAGUCAAUCUCGGUUGUGUUUGUAAUUGCAUGAAGGUGUAAUCAAUCACUGGGCAGUCUUUUGUGCUUUUGAUGGGCCAAUAAAUGAUAUUUAGGCA
Molecule: messenger RNA, 4220 nt
Organism: Corythoichthys intestinalis (scribbled pipefish)
Lineage: Eukaryota; Metazoa; Chordata; Actinopteri; Syngnathiformes; Syngnathidae
Product: SEC14-like protein 1
Exons: 17
Coding region: 1887-3992 (701 amino acids)
Biological process (GO): negative regulation of RIG-I signaling pathway
Cellular component (GO): cytosol; cytoplasm
Molecular function (GO): RIG-I binding
Source: RefSeq, a predicted model, not a curated record